Molecule: messenger RNA, 291 nt
Organism: Schistosoma spindalis
Lineage: Eukaryota; Metazoa; Platyhelminthes; Trematoda; Strigeidida; Schistosomatidae
Source: the annotation of a GenBank genome assembly
AUGAUGACGUUAUGCUAUCGUGAUCGAUCAAUCCCAAAAGAUUCAAACCUUGUGCAGUUAUUUUAUAGUUCAUUAAAAAAGUUUGCCAAUAUGUACAAUGUUUACAUACAAUUGAUUUUAUCAGAGAUCAAUAUGGAAAAAUUGAAAGAAAUGAUGAAAUUAUCUGUAAAAUGUAAACGUUUUAAAUUGAUAUGCAAUAAAUCAAUUAAUCAUCGUUAUGUAAGAUUAGAUAAGUUUUUUUUAUUGUUGAUUAAAUUCACUUUAUAUUUUCUGAUUAUUUUAGAUUUAUAA